Molecule: messenger RNA, 1377 nt
Organism: Cyclopterus lumpus (lumpfish)
Lineage: Eukaryota; Metazoa; Chordata; Actinopteri; Perciformes; Cyclopteridae
Gene: ccndx
Product: cyclin Dx
Exons: 5
Coding region: 1-1050 (349 amino acids)
Biological process (GO): mitotic cell cycle phase transition; regulation of cyclin-dependent protein serine/threonine kinase activity; positive regulation of G1/S transition of mitotic cell cycle
Cellular component (GO): cytoplasm; cyclin-dependent protein kinase holoenzyme complex; nucleus
Molecular function (GO): cyclin-dependent protein serine/threonine kinase regulator activity
Source: RefSeq, a predicted model, not a curated record
AUGACUGUCACUGGCAAUCUGUAUUCUCCUCUGGGGGAGUGCGACCCCAUUGUGACCACCAGAGGAGUCCCAGGAGAGUGUGUGGAAAGCCGUUUGCAGGUGGACAGAAGCAUGUCUGUGUCCCUGUGGUGUGAGGAGGUGGAGGAGGACCAGACCGAGGCCCGGGGCCUGGCCGAGGCCGCCCGGGGCCAGGCCGAGGCCGCCCGGGGCUCGGCUCAGCUGCGAGCCGCCUGGGACCCCACCGUGUCCGGGCACCGCGUGAUCCAGAGGCUGCUCCACGUGGAGGAGAGGUACGCGCCCUCCGUGCUGUACAUCACCCUCAUCCAGCGGGAGCCGGAGCGCAGGGAGGAGCUCGCCAAGUGGGCCCUGGAGGUGUGCUGUGAGUGUGGCUGCGACGAGGCCGUGUUCCCCCUGGGCGUCUCUCUGAUGGACCGGUUCCUGUCGGCCUCGUUGUCUGUGCCCGUCUCGCCCUACUGCCUCGCCGCCGGCUGCAUCCUCAUCGCCUCCAAGCUGGCGGAGUGCGACAACGUGACCGCCGACACUCUCUGUGCCGCGGCCGAGUACAGCUUCCAGCCCUCCAACCUGCGGGAGAUGGAGCGCCUCAUCCUCGCCACCCUCCGAUGGGACACGGCAGCGGUGACUCCGCAGGACUUCCUCCCGCACUUCCUCGCCUCCGUGGAGGACAGAGGAGACGGAGGCCGCGGCGACUCUGACACCCUGCGGCGGCACAGCGACACCCUGGCCGCCAUGUGCGCCUGCGACUCGGGCUUUCUCGGAGCGCCGCCGUCCAUCGUCGCCGCGGCGUCGCUGAACUGCGCCCUGCGGGGUCUGGGCAACAAGGGGCCCGCUCAGCUGGCUGUGAUUUGUGAAGCUCUGGCGGAGCUCUGUCAGGCGGACCUGGUGGUGCUGCAGUGCUACAGUGACAUGAUCGAAUAUGCCCUCCGACAGCGGCUGAGGAGUGGCCUGCAGCAGGGCCCCAUGGAGAAGGAGGAAGAGGUGGAGAACGAAAGGCCCGGGACACCUACAGACAUGAGAGAGAUUGAUUUCUAAACACUGAAUCAACUGGUGCAUUGAAAGUGUGAAUCAAUCAAAAAAACGUUCCCUAAAGUCUAUCAGUCAAACUGAUGUAAAUUGAUCGUGACCUCAAAAUGCUCUCUGACACGUCUUGAUAUUUAAAAAAACUUUAUUGAGUGACUGUUAAUUUAUUGUUUUAACUUUAUUUAUUCAUGAACAAUUUUGCAGCAGUGUGUUUGUUUUUGCAUGUGCCAUAUUUUGUUAUCUAUUUCUGUUACUUUUAUUGUAGGCCAGAUGUUGUUUUUUGUUGCACAAUAUUUAUACCUUUAAUUUAUUGACUCUUAUUAUGUUAAUUUAUUUCGA